AUGCCUUUCCGGAUGCUGAAGCCGCGGAGGGACGCUCCGCAGGCGUUGCCAACACUGCAAUCGCGUGAGCAGUUGUACAACAGCAUCGAGGAGCGUCGCCUGAAGGAGUGGGAGAACUACCAAAAGGCUCACCGCUUCAUGGAGGAGGCGCGCACAAAUCGUAUUUUCCUUGACAUUGGCAUCGGAGAUGCAUUGGCGGGAAGACUCGUCGUGGAGCUUUUCGAGGAUGUCGUGCCCGAAACCACUGCACGCUUUCACCGCCUCGUUACCGGCGAAGGCGGCAUUCACGACGCAACUGGCGUCAAGCUGGAUUACCUCUACACCCCUCUGGAGCUGAUUGACCGCCAGCACGGCUACGCGCGCUUCGGCGAUCUUUUGGCGUAUGGCGUGCGUCUUGAGCCUCUGCGACAGGAGACGUUCAAGGUGCGCCACACCAGCAGCGGACUGCUCACGAUGACGUCUUACGGGCCAAAUCUGUGCAACACGUCUUUUGGCAUCACUCUCGCCGCUGCGCCCUCUCUUGACUUCAAGCAGGUAGCGUUCGGCAAGGUAGUGGACGGGCUGCAUCUGCUGGAGAAGCUAGAGUCACUCCCGCUGGACCAGGUGGGUCGCCCUCUAACACCAGUCAUGAUUGCGAUCUGUGGAACCCUUACGGGAGAGCGUCCUCCAGGCAAGUGGGCCUCGCCCCAAGACAGGACGGGCUGCGACGAGACUCUUGGGUACGAAGCCAUCGAUUGA
This is a messenger RNA of Leishmania mexicana MHOM/GT/2001/U1103, 738 nucleotides long. RefSeq names its product putative cyclophilin. Gene Ontology annotation, molecular function: peptidyl-prolyl cis-trans isomerase activity. The transcript has a single exon. Gene Ontology annotation, biological process: protein peptidyl-prolyl isomerization. NCBI's taxonomy places the organism in Eukaryota, Euglenozoa, Kinetoplastea, Trypanosomatida, Trypanosomatidae. The record is from RefSeq and is a predicted model, not a curated record. The coding region runs from base 1 to 738 and encodes 245 amino acids.